AUGCCUAUCAGCAUUGCUAUAUGCGGCGCCGGGCCUGCGGGUCUCACACUUGCACGUCUUCUCCAAGUGUCUAGGAUCGACGUCUCGGUCUCGGUCUUCGAAAGGGACCCAUCGCCCAAGUCACGACAGCAGCAAGGAGGCACGUUAGACUUGCACCCGGACACCGGCCUCGCCGCACUACGCCAGGCAGGACUGUUCGAAACUGCCUCCCAAUAUCUUCGAUACGACGGCGAAGAGAUGACUAUCGCCGACAAAAACGCAACCGUGUUCGUCCACAUGAAGGAGCAGCCCAAAUGGGCCGACAAUAAAUUCGCCCGGCCAGAGAUCGACCGUGAAGUCCUGAAAGAUGUUUUGCUGGAGAGUGUCGAAGCCUCUUGGAUCAAAUGGGGAAAGGUCCUGGAGUCAGUUGAGGAGAGCACGAGAGUGUUGACGUUCCGCGACGGGUCCAUGGCCGGGCCAUUCGAUUUAGUCGUUGGGGCAGACGGUGCGUGGUCGAAGGUUCGACAUGUUCUCAGCAACGCCCGUCCUCAGUACGCUGGGAUAUGUGGCUUUGCAGGGUCUAUCCCAGCCCCGAACAGAGACUUCCCAGAUAUCUCCAAGCAAGUUGGUAGGGGAAUGUACAUGGCGUUUUCUGACAAGCAGAGUCUCAUGGCACAGAGGCUGGGAAACGAGAGCUUGAACAUCAGCACAUGGUAUAGCAAAGAAGAGAAUCACGCUGCGGACAUUGUUGCCACUUACGGUUCAGACGAACAAAGGCUCAAGCAGAAGAUCAUGGACCAUUACCAAAGCUGGGCGAUGGAGUUGAAGCAGUGGAUUGAAGCAGGCUCGGAUUAUCAAGCUCGGAAUCUGUAUGAGCUGCCUGUCGGCCAUUCCUGGGCGCAUAAGAGGGGAUACACCCUGGUAGGCGAUGCCGCCAGCCUCAUGACCCCGUUUGCAGGCGAGGGAGUGAACAAGGCAAUGAAGGACAGCCUGGUACUGUGUGACGCCAUAAAAGACGCACUGCUACAAGACAGCGGGGCUACUAGCGAUGUCGACAUUGAUGUCAAUCUCGACAAGCUCGGUUGGGCAGUACAACAGUACGAGACUGAAAUGUUCCCUCGCGCAAAGUUCUGGCAGGAAGAAACGAUGAAGAACAAGAUGCUGAUGUUCAGUGAAGGCAGCCCACCGGAAUUCCUUGCUGAAAUGGCGCUGGUGGUCUUCAGAGAGGUGGGCAUCGACUUGAGUAAAGGCUUGUGGUUUCUUCUUCCUAUCCGCUUCUGUGCGAUAUGGAUUGCCCGAGUGGUUCAGGGGGUUGGGGCAUGCCGGAGGGCGAUCCGUGAGUGGUAUCGAAAAUGA
This is a messenger RNA of Exophiala aquamarina CBS 119918, 1335 nucleotides long. RefSeq lists its product as uncharacterized. NCBI's taxonomy places the organism in Eukaryota, Fungi, Ascomycota, Eurotiomycetes, Chaetothyriales, Herpotrichiellaceae. The record is from RefSeq and is a predicted model, not a curated record. The coding region runs from base 1 to 1335 and encodes 444 amino acids. The transcript has a single exon. Gene Ontology annotation, molecular function: FAD binding.